ACAGCGCUCUGCAGCUGCUGUGAAGGGUUUCCCGGGGCGCCGGAACCAUUUCCCCUUCUUGGCGCCAGAACUCUGACAGGCUGAGAGACCUGUCCCCAAGUCGCACAGCUGGGAGUGCCAGGACGCCGGGCCCCGGUCAGCGCUCUUCCGUCUGCCAGCACGUGGGGCUCCAUUUCCUUUCCGGCUCCUGUCCAGUGCUCCCCCCGCACCCCAGUCUGGGGCCGGAAGACAGAGCCCGCGUGUGGACCGGGGGCGGCGACCCCUGGCUGCGAGCCAGCCAGCGUCCUCGGGCGGGGCCGCGCCCCUCGAGGGACAGCGGCUCAGGGCCCUUGCCUUGGCCUCCGCCAGGAUUGGGGGCGCGCAGUGGAGACACGGGGUGCUGGCCAGCCGCUUUCCAAAGGGCCAGCACUCCUCACGGCGCCGCGGCCGCCCUCGCACCUGCUCGUCCCGCCCAGGCCCGCCCCCUGCGGGGAGUGUCCGGCGGCCGCGCCCAGCUGGGUGGGGACGCGCGGGCUGAGCCGACCGAUCGCGGUCGGGGACGCGCGGGGGACGCUCGGGUGGCUGCUCCGGCUGCAGCCCGGGCGCCGCGUCGGGCGGGGAGCGCGCCAUGCUGGGCCGGCGGCGCGUCUUCGCGGUGGAGCCGCUCGGCCGGGAUGGGGCUGGGAAGGACCUGGCAUGCAGCUGUGUAGUGCCUGGAGUCACCAGUACCUACAGACGGAUCCCGGAUGCAGCUCAUGGUUGCCCAUCAGAUACCCGGAAGGAAGAGGUUGAACUGAGAAAUCUCAGAAGGCAAGUGCCACUUCUGAAACUGGCCUCCCGGGACUCAGGUGUAGAGAUGGUGGUUGGGGACAGCCCCCUGGCUACCUUAUCAGAACUUUCACAGGACUCUCUGAACCUUGAGCCCAUGGGGAGCCCUGAGCACCUGGCCCUUGAUGCCACAGAGCCCCCUGCCCAGCUGGGCCGGCUGCUGGCCAACCACAAGCUGGAGCAGGUGCUGGAGCGGUCCCGCCAGCUCCCCAGUGUGUCUGGAGACCAUGGUUCCUUGAGCAAGCCGAAGUGUGGAGUGUCCCUUUUUGGAGCAGGAGAGCAAGAGACCACUGAGGCCGAAACUAAGCUAGAGGCAGGCCUGGAAGCAGAGGUGGUGCAGGGUGUAGAUCCUGGAUCUUGGGCCUGCCUCCCGGGGCAGGGUCUUCGAUACCUAGAACACCUGUGCCUCGUGCUAGAGCAGAUGGCGAGGCUCCAGCAACUCUACCUGCAGCUGCAGACCCAGAGACCCCUCGGGAGUCUUGAAGAGGAGGAGUCAGCCCUGGUCCCUUUACCUUCACCUUCACCUACCCCAGUUAAUGGGGUACAGGGGACAGGGGAGCUGCUAAGCCGGACAAAGGAGACAGGGGCAGACGCAGCUUUAUCCCAAAAGGUGGGAGUGCUCAGCAUCAACCCUCCCAGGCUGACAGAGGCCCCAGUGGAACCAACUCACAGUUUUCUACUCUCCCAGGAACACAAGCAGGAUCUCUCCCACUGGGACAAGGUCAAGGUUCUCCUCAAUCGGAUCCGCUGGAGGAGCUCCCAACAUCCUGAGCCCCCUGCCCCUCCUAAUGGUUCUGACCCUAGGAUUGAGACCAGGGACCUCUCUGAAAGGCCUCAGUAUCACCCCCACCGGAAGACCUUUAUGCCAUCAUUAAUGGUUAAGAAGCGACGAGGAAAAAACCUUUCUGUAUAAUGAGACCUCUUUGUGCAUGGUGACUCUGAGUGGAGGGGAUUUGCUGUGAAGUCUUCCUCACUCUGCAUUGCCAGGGAGAGCUGUUGACUUGCCCUUCUCCAAGGCGAGGGCUGAGUCUGUAUCUUCUGAGCAGCCUGGCAGAGGAACCCUGGUUCCUUGAGAGGCUCCAAGGUGCAGCACCUCCAGGGUUCCUUAUCCCUGCCAGAAAUCCCUCUGCUUAGACAAUGUGAACUAACUUAUUUAUCAGAUGUUCAAGGAGCAUAUUUGGCACAGUGAUAUCUGGACCCAGCAUGGUGCAGAUGUGUUUAUGCAUAACAAUAUGUACUUCUUUGUGGGACUAUCAGUAUUGUGAACUGGCUGGAUUCAACCAUCCCUACUGGAAUCAUAUAUCCAAAGCUUUCAGAGCGAGAUAAUUGUGGAAGGAUGAAGUUGACCUUUCUUCUAUAGUGGUCAGUUACUGAACUGGAUUCCUGCUUUCCUCUUCAUACCUGAAUUGGCAGCUCUAGAACAGAGAAAGGCAUUGUCCUGGCUGCCUCUGUAUUGAGUCUUGCCCAUUGGGCACAGCCCUUGAAGACCACAUGAGGAAUUAGGAGGCUCAGGACAACGUGCAGAUCGGCAGAAUAACCUUCAACGUCAAUUCUCAGUUGCUCUGCUCCAUAUUAGCUUUUACCUGUCAGAGCUGAAACCAGAAGUCCAUACUAGCUUUUAGACCUUGACAAAGUCUAUUAACUUCUGAGCCACAACUUCCCAUUUGGGUUAAUGAUGCCUGCUCUGCCUACCUCACAAGCUUGUUAAGAGGAUAAAGUGAGAUUAAACUGUCUCAAAGAGUA
Ictidomys tridecemlineatus (thirteen-lined ground squirrel) is the source of this 2550-nucleotide messenger RNA. RefSeq names its product chromosome 14 C8orf58 homolog (gene C14H8orf58). The record is from RefSeq and is a predicted model, not a curated record. Lineage: Eukaryota; Metazoa; Chordata; Mammalia; Rodentia; Sciuridae.